AUGGAUCCUGCGAUUGCUACAUACGUCGAGCAAUUAGGGUUUAAAAAGUGGGCUCGUCCUUAUUGUCAAAGCGAUCGGUACAACAUAAUGACAAGCAACGCUGUCGAAAGCUUCAACAAGGUGACAGAAGAAUUCAAAAAAUAUCUAGUAACUACUUUGGUUAACUUCAUCAGGUUCACACUUCAAAAUUGGUUUGCUUCUCAUCUCGAAAAGGCUAGUAAGUGCGCUACUCCUUUGGCUACUACUUUUGAAAAUGAUUUAAAGGAUCAACACAAAGAUGGUAUGUUCAGGAGUGUCCUUCGUAAUGGUGCCCAAUUAUUUAACGUUGGUACGAGUCCUCAAGGUGAGAGAGGUGGUGAUGUUGACUUAGUGGAGAGAACAUGCACUUGCGGACUUUUACAAACGCUCAAAAUCCCUUGUCCCCAUGCAUGUGCCACAGCAGUUAGUCAGAAUGUGAGCGUGUACGCACUUUGCUCUCCAUAUUACACAACAGAAACAUGGAAGAAGAUCUACGAUGCCACAAUUAAUAUUGUUGGUGAGGAGGAUGAGUGGGUACUACCAGAACACAUCAAGAACAUAAGAAUCGGGGUACCAGUGGAGAAAAAACAAGUACGUCAGCCUAGGAAGAGCAAUGCAGGUAAAAGACCGACGAAGCAUAGAUCGUCUAGUGGUUAG
Cannabis sativa is the source of this 675-nucleotide messenger RNA. RefSeq lists its product as uncharacterized. The transcript has a single exon. NCBI's taxonomy places the organism in Eukaryota, Viridiplantae, Streptophyta, Magnoliopsida, Rosales, Cannabaceae. Bases 1 to 675 code for a protein of 224 amino acids. Gene Ontology annotation, molecular function: zinc ion binding. The record is from RefSeq and is a predicted model, not a curated record.